AUGGAGAUGAGGAUCCGCAUCCGCGGUCCGGCGGGACAGUCCAGCGUCACGCUGGAUGAAGCCGCAACUAUCGACGAUCUCCGCCGCCAAAUCACCGAUAGAACUGGCUUAGAGAGCUAUGAUGUAAAAUAUGGUUACCCCGAUAUCAAGCCAAUGUUGCUGGACGGGCUUCCUCUGGGUCAGAAGAUUGCAGAUCUCGGGAUCACUCUGCACGGGGAACAACUUAUCGUCACACAGAGAGAGAACUCGACCCAAGCGCCAACCCGAGUCAGCGACGAACCUCCAGCGGCAAAGCAGCCACUGAAUUUGCCAGUAUCAGACAAAAUACCGAACAAAGGUUCCCCUGAUGAUCCGCCGGAGGUUCCCUCGCUUGAGCACAGCGGAACCUUCGUUCUCCGAAUCAUGCCUGAUGACAAUUCCUGUCUCUUUCGCGCGGUGAGCAGUGCGACCAUGGGGGGAGUGGAUGUCAUGACCGAGCUACGGUCUGUUAUUGCGCAGACAAUCCAAGCGAAUCCGGACCUCUAUUCCGAGGCGGUACUGGAGAAGAAGCCGGACGAGUACUGCCGCUGGAUCCAGAAUGAGGACUCAUGGGGCGGCGGGAUUGAGCUGAGCAUCUUAAGCAAGCAUUUCGACAUUGAAAUCUGUUCAAUAGACGUGCAGACCCUUCGCAUCGACCGAUUCAACGAAGGCGCUCCACUGCGAUGUAUCGUAGUCUAUUCGGGAAUCCACUACGAUACAAUUGCUUUAUCGCCUUCUAGUCCUCCUUUUACUCACGCCGAUGUGCCUCCUGAAUUCGAUACCAAAGUCUUUGACGCCGCAGAUCCAUUGGUGCUUGAGAAGUCGCUCGAGCUCUGCCAGAUCCUACAAAGCAGGCAUUACUACACUGAUACAGCUGGCUUUCGUCUCCGCUGUAAUAUAUGUGGUGGGACAUUUAUCGGGGAGAAAGGCGCGACUCAACAUGCCGAACAGUCAGGGCAUGUUGACUUUGGGGAGGCUAGUUAA
Aspergillus ibericus CBS 121593 is the source of this 1002-nucleotide messenger RNA. Its product is annotated as ubiquitin-specific protease OTU1. Lineage: Eukaryota; Fungi; Ascomycota; Eurotiomycetes; Eurotiales; Aspergillaceae. Gene Ontology annotation, molecular function: cysteine-type deubiquitinase activity. Bases 1 to 1002 code for a protein of 333 amino acids. Gene Ontology annotation, cellular component: cytosol; nucleus. The transcript has 2 exons. The record is from RefSeq and is a predicted model, not a curated record. Gene Ontology annotation, biological process: endoplasmic reticulum unfolded protein response; protein deubiquitination.